AUGUUUCCUUAUCUACUCUCAAUUGCAGUCCCUCUCUGCUUCUUCCUCCAUCAAAGUACUCUAACACUAGCCAUCAACUCCCUUGGCCUUUAUUCCCAACAGCUUGAUCAUGUUGCCGUUAACUGCGGCUCCUCCGGCAACUCAACUGCAGAAGAUAGCCGGCAAUGGACCGGGGAUGCCAGAUCCAACUACAUCACUUCAUUACAUGGUUCAAAGAGCAAAUCAAAAGCCACUGACCAGCCCCUUCCCUGUAAUCCAAUCCCUUACGCAACAGCCCGGCUCUCCCGUCGGCCAUUCACCUAUACGUUCCGAGUCACUCCGGGUCAGAAACUUAUUCGUCUCCAUUUCUAUCCAACUUCGUACCGGGGCGGUUUCAAAAUAUCUGAAGCCUUUUGUACUGUGAAAGCUGGUCCUUAUACCCUUCUUAGCAACUUUAGUGCUUCCCUUGCUGUUGAUGCCUUGGGCUUACCCUCUCUUGUUAAAGAGUAUUGUGUGAACGUGGACAAAGAUCAACCGUUAAUCAUAACGUUCUCCCCUUCACGAAUUGGUAAUUCUGAUGAGGUAUAUGCUUUUGUUAAUGGGAUUGAAAUCAUCUCAAUGCCAACUGCACUUUAUCAUACUCAUGAGGGUAAUCCCGCAGCAAAGGUUAUUGGGAAGAGCGACCGGUUUACCAUAGAUAAGAGCAUUGCUCUGGAGAAGGUACACCGGUUAAACGUUGGCGGAAGCUCCAUUUCGUCCAUAGAAGAUACAGGUAUGUUUAGAGAUUGGUAUGAGGACUCAAAUUAUCUGUAA
Molecule: messenger RNA, 792 nt
Organism: Rhododendron vialii
Lineage: Eukaryota; Viridiplantae; Streptophyta; Magnoliopsida; Ericales; Ericaceae
Product: receptor-like protein kinase FERONIA
Exons: 1
Coding region: 1-792 (263 amino acids)
Molecular function (GO): protein kinase activity
Source: RefSeq, a predicted model, not a curated record